This is a messenger RNA of Notothenia coriiceps (black rockcod), 1004 nucleotides long. It is a transcript of the gene pou1f1, whose product is annotated as POU class 1 homeobox 1. NCBI's taxonomy places the organism in Eukaryota, Metazoa, Chordata, Actinopteri, Perciformes, Nototheniidae. Bases 25 to 963 code for a protein of 312 amino acids. The record is from RefSeq and is a predicted model, not a curated record. Gene Ontology annotation, biological process: regulation of transcription by RNA polymerase II. Gene Ontology annotation, molecular function: DNA-binding transcription factor activity, RNA polymerase II-specific; RNA polymerase II cis-regulatory region sequence-specific DNA binding. The transcript is spliced from 6 exons.
GGUCAGCCCUCCAAGCGCUCCCACAUGCACCUGUCCACCUCUUCCCUCAGCAACGCACUGGGCAACGCCCCCCCAGGACUACAUUACCCAGUCACCCCCUGUCACUACAGCAACCAGCAGUAUGGCAUGAUGGCAGCUCAGGAGAUGCUCUCUGCCAGUAUUUCUCAAUCUCGUAUCCUGCAGACAUGUGGUGUCCCUCACCCCAACAUGGUGGGCAGUGGGAACCCAUUGCAAGGAUCUCUCACUCCUUGCUUGUACAAGUUUCCGGAUCAUGGUCUAGGCAGUGGUUCCUGUGCAUUAAGCCAUAGUUUCUCCACACUGCCCCCGGCCCUCCUCACCACUGAUGAGGCCCCUGGGGUCCCGAGUAUUUGCGACAUGAAAACUGACCAUAGAAAAAGCAUGCGGGACCCAGAAGAUGUCCCUCCCAUGGACUCCCCGCAGAUAAGAGAGCUGGAGAUGUUUGCCAAUGACUUCAAAAUACGCAGGAUCAAACUCGGCUACACGCAGACUAAUGUAGGAGAGGCUCUUGCUGCAGUGCACGGCUCAGAGUUCAGUCAGACUACAAUCUGCCGCUUUGAGAAUCUGCAGCUGAGCUUCAAGAACGCUUGCAAACUCAAGGCCAUUCUGUCCAAAUGGCUGGAUGAAGCAGAGCUGGCCGGCGCCUUGUACAGUGAUAAAUUAGGAAUGAACGAGCGGAAGAGGAAAAGGAGAACCACUAUCAGUCUGGGAGCUAAGGAGGCCCUGGAACGCAGCUUUUUGGAAAAAAAUAAGCCAUCCUCCCAGGAAAUAGCGCGGAUAGCAAAAGGCCUCCAUUUGGAGAAGGAGGUGGUCAGAGUCUGGUUCUGCAACAGACGACAAAGAGAAAAACGGGUCAAAACCAGCCUGAACCUCAGCUCCUGUUUGACCAAACUCAGCCCACACUGCAUCACACAGAUGAGCAAAUCACAAAGACCCAUGACGUAGUUCAGGGUUCACCUUUAGUUCGAUGGACUCCUUCAUGACUU